Molecule: messenger RNA, 400 nt
Organism: Didymodactylos carnosus
Lineage: Eukaryota; Metazoa; Rotifera; Eurotatoria; Philodinida; Philodinidae
Source: the annotation of a GenBank genome assembly
AUGGUGCAAAAAGGAACUGAUUAUCAAAACAUGAAAAUUAAUUUUGAACUAAUUGCCAUUGUUGGAAUAUCAUGUGUAUUUGCUGGUGAAAUUGAUACACCGGAAUCAUUUUGGAACGUUCUUAAAAAUUGUAUCGAUGUAGGAAGUGAAAUUCCAAAAGAACGUUUUGAUAUGGAUUCAUUUGGUCCUCUUUACUGUUCUAAAAAACCUUUAAUACGCCGUGGUUAUUUUGUUAAUGAUGAUGAACUUCAUAAUUUUGAUCCGUCUUUUUUUGGUAAGAUGCACCCAGGGCAGCCUUGCAGUGAAAUUUAUUUUUCGACACUUCAUACACCAUUCGAUAGAGAAUUUCGCGGUGAUCACGAAUAUCACUUCCAAGGCUCUCAGAACCCUUUCCUCACUG